AGAAGAUUACAUAUGGAUAGACAAAAUAGUUUUCCAUCUUUUUUUUACCUCCGUAUCAAAGAACUCAAGCAUAUUAAGAUCUUGCAAACCAGCUCCUGCAUUCACUUUAGAAAGAACUUUUCCUUUACUGUAGUCUUGUAUGAAAGGCUGUAUGGGAAGCAAAGUUAGUGAAAUCCAUGUUUCAAUGAAAAGGUCAGGGCGUCAAAUAAAACCAAACACAAAAUACAUUCAAGACGAUGACAAAAAUUCAGGUGGCCCAAAAAAGGAAUGUGGACGAUCAGGUUGCCUGGCAACUCGUCCCAUUUGUUUUGCUAGAGUAUCUGAAAGAUGUGCAGGAUCUAACUGGACUUCUAGAUGGUACCAUAUAACACCAGGGGAACACUACUGUAAUGAAUGUUUUGAGUUUUUCUACAGAAGUCACAAAGCAGGCUAUGCUGAAUAUGACAAAUGGAAGAGAUUGUGGGCAGCCAAGGCUAGAACUGAAGCUUCUGUUACAUCAAUGAUGAUUGACCAAGUUCUUCCUUACUGGGUGCAGUGUCGAGCUUCUGGUUGUGGGAAAUGGCGGCAACUCACAAAGGAUUCAGAUCUAACUGAAGAAUUUAUUGCUACAUUUCAGUGUGGCAUGACUACCACUAAAUUAAACCCCUCGAAGAAAAUGAAGUUUACUGAUUGCAGUAUUCCACAAGAUGAGAGAGUUCACUAUGUGCAUAGUCCACUCUGGCUUAUACAUAACAAAUGCACAGCUUUUUUCAAGAAAUCCCCAGCUGCCCCUUUCCUAAGUGCCUAUUACCCAGAUGGAGUAGGAAUUAGUCCUACAGAAGCAGUAGUGGAGUUGACAAAAUCUGAGAAGGAGAAAUUGUGUCCUUACAUUGCUCCUUUCCCAAAGGGAGACCAGCCUUUGCAAGCCUUUGUUGUCACUCCUGAUAUGAUGCUAGAAUCAGAGAUUGAAGAGUUCCCUCUCAUGGCACAGGAGUGCCCCUAUGUUUACCUUGCCAUCAGAAAUCUUGUAUUAGUGAUCUGGGCGUUAAAUCCUAAAGAAUGGGUAACAAAAGAAAGAUGCAUGAGCCAACUUAUCUGUAGAGGUCUGAUUCGGGUCACCUGUAUAGAACUCCUGCCACAGAUCUUAUCAUUCCUAACGUGUAAUAACUUCAUUAAUCAGGGAUUGGUGAAACCUUCACCCACACUUGUAUAUAACACAAAUUCUCAGAACUCUGUUGUUGUAAUUGGUGCUGGUGCCAGUGGUCUAGCAGCUGCCUAUCAACUCAACUCUCAUGGAUUUGAAGUGAUAGUGCUUGAAUCCAAGGACAGACUUGGUGGCAGAGUCAAUGACAUCAUUCAGGAUGGCAUGGUGCUGCCCACUGGUGGGCAGAUGUUGAAUGGUUGCUAUAACAACCCUAUGGCUAUUAUGGCAUUUCAGAUUGGUAUUGAAUUAGAAGAACAGACAGACAUAUGCCAGCUGAUCACAGACUCUGGGGCUUUAGUAGAUGAUCGGCUAGACCGUAGAAUUGAGUUUCACUACAAUGCAAUACUAGACAUUGUGUCUGAGUGGAGGAAAAGUAAAAAAGAAGUGGCUGACGUUCCAUUGCUCUACAAGUUUAAAGAGUUGCAUGAGGAAUUUGUUCAUGAAACUCAAGGCUAUUUCUCAGUGGGCGUGUUUUUACAGGAAGAAGAGCGCUUGAUAGAUUUCCACCACAGCAGCCUGGAGUAUGCUUGUGGGACAUCUCUUGAUAAGGUAUCUGCCCUCCACUGGGACCAGAAUGAAUUAUUACCGCAAUUUGGUGGACCCCAUAUGAAGUUGACUCAAGGUUUUGGCUCAGUAUUGACUAAGCUUGGUGAAGGUCUUGAUAUUAGACUAAAUACAAAGGUUACAGAUAUAGAUUACAGUGGGCAGAAAAUAGUUGUUAAGUCAAACAGUGGAACAUUUCAGGCAGAUAAGGUGCUGGUCACACUUCCUCUGGCUGUACUGAAGGCAGGGACAGUUAAUUUCAAACCACAGUUACCUCCCUCAAAACUUAAAGCCAUCUGUUCUCUUGGUGCUGGAUUGGUGGAGAAGGUGAUGUUACAGUUUGACCACAACUUUUGGUCAAAGAAAGAAGAACUGCCAGUAUUUGGUUGUAUUCCUAAAUCAGAAUCUCAUCGAGGUCUUUUCAAUGUUUUUUACUCAUAUCAUUGUAAACAGUCAGGUAAACAUGUUCUUUCCAGUUACCUUGUGGGCAAUGGGCUUUCCCAGAUGCAGGGCAAGUCUGACGAGGAGAUAGUUCAUGUCUUUCUAGAGAUUUUAAGAAGCAUUUUCCCAGACAAGGAAAUUCCAACACCUUGUUGGAGCACAGUGACCCACUGGGCUGCUGACCCUGAUAUUAGCAUGGCUUACAGUUACAUCCCAGUGGGCUGUGAUGGUGAGGCUUAUCACGCUCUGGCAGAGACUGUUGAGGACAAAAUUUACUUUGCAGGAGAGGCCACCAAUCGUCAGUUUCCACAAACAGUCUCUGGAGCAUAUCUCUGCGGUGUUCAUGAAGCAAGGAAGAUAAUCCAGUCCUUUAAUUGAACUUCCUCCCCUUAUCCAUGGAAGUUUUGCUAAAAUGUUCUUUGUAAAUCAAAACACCACUCUUUAUGUAUGAUGAUAUGAGCAGUGCUUUCUAAUGGGCACUCCAAGGGAAUGUAAUACUUUUCUUAGUUAGCUCUUAAGAAAGGGAAACAAUUCUCUUAAUAGUAAGAACAUUAUUUUUUUAACAAUAUAUUAUUAAUGAAUUUCUGUCUCAAUUCAAAUUUUUUUCAUAAUCUUAUUUAAAGCAAGAGCUGUAGAGGUCACUUGAACUUAAGCAGUAUGUUAAGGACAACUAGACAUAGCUCUUGUAGCAUUUGGUCACCCAAAUUUUUGUCAUAAGGGAAAAGAAAUAUCUGAUGCAGUUUUGGUAUAACUUACAUAGGCAAAAUCACUCUUUAUGCAGUGUACCUGGCAGAAAGAGUGCAGUUAAUUUGAGGUUUCAUGGAUUCCCCCACCAAGCAUAGCCCUUUUUCAGUGAAUUGUUGAGAUCAUGAUUACCCUAUCAUAAAAAUGUGCUGAUGAUAUUAUCCCUUUUUAGUUUGAAGUUAAAUUCCUUCAUAGAAAUUCACAUUGAGUCUACUAGUCAACAUGGAAUGAAAGAGGAAGUCAGUUGUCAAUCUUAAUUUUCUUCUCUGGAAUUAAAUGCCUUGUAAACAAUUUAGAAAUACAAAUGAUUGGAUACCAACAGCUUAAUAUGUCAAGUUGUGGAAUUGUUUUUUUUACUACUUUAUCUUUUGUAUAUUAUACAUACAUUGGUUUAGAAUUAGUGACUUGUGUUUUUCUAAGUUUUGAGUCAUGAAUCUUAUUUAGGUUUUUAUUUAGAAAGAAACAUAAUUUGUGUAUGUUACUGCAUUAAUAAAAUUGAUUUCAAAGUGCAAACUAUAUUUAAAAAAAUGAACUAAUGGCAGCAAACUGUAUAGAAAGAAAAUAAAACGGGUUAUUUUUGUUUUGAUUGUUUAAAAUUGGAAAAAUGUCCUUGGAUGAAUGGUUUUGUUGCUUGUUUUGUUUUCGUUUAUAUUUGUGUUUUGAUUAAGUGUUUACCUUGUGAGGUUCUUCCAGCCAAAUUAUUUUCCAUGGUCAUUGUUUUUUAAAGUUCAAAAGCACUUGAAGUAAACAGCAUUGGUGACUUGUCUCUUAUCAUAGUCCCUAUAACUUUAUUUUUUGUAUGUAUUAGUCACAUUUGGAUUUAUUCCUCAUGUUUCCUAGUAUUGUAUAGGUUCAAUACUUUUGUUUAAAUGGAACUUGCAUAUUCAAAACUCAUCUGUUAGUCCCAUGUAAUUUUACUGGCACAUCUAUUAGUCCUAAGUAGACUACUUCUCUUGCCCAUAAAUUAGGUUCAAAGCCUUUCACUAUUUAUUUAGCAUCCUCCUGAAGAUUUUUUGUGUGAUGCUGGGUGUGUCCGCCCCAUUACACAACCAUCUUUGCCAACCAGUCUAGUGUUGAUUCCCUAUUACAAUAAAAAAUUAAUAAUUGCUAAACAAUUUCAAAUGCAAUAUUUGACUCAGAAAAAAGACUCAUUUUAUACAAGUAAGCAGUUUUGGAUAACAUUUACAGAUUCUUCUCUUACUUUAUGGUAUGCUUGUAAAGAUAUGCAUCUUUUGUUUUGUAAGAUGUCUGCUGAAAGUUUUGAACACAUUAAUUUUGUCACUAUAUAAAUAAUUUGUUGAUUGUGUUUUUUAUGAGUAUAGUUUACAAAAUGUUUAUCAUGUAUAUGAUUCAGUUUGUGCAACCGUGGACUAUAAUAUAUUUUGUAAUUCUAACUAUGAUGUUGUUGCAAUAAAGAUCCUCUUUAAAUAAUUAUACAAA
Molecule: messenger RNA, 4351 nt
Organism: Biomphalaria glabrata
Lineage: Eukaryota; Metazoa; Mollusca; Gastropoda; Planorbidae
Product: lysine-specific histone demethylase 2-like
Exons: 20
Coding region: 140-2545 (801 amino acids)
Molecular function (GO): zinc ion binding; protein binding; oxidoreductase activity
Source: RefSeq, a predicted model, not a curated record